AUGAAUCCGCUUGUGUUUAAUGGUAACAAGCUACGCUGGAAGUUUGAAGAUAUCAAGAAUUUGACUGAAGAGACAGUUUUAAGUAAUAAAUUCACAAUUGGACCAGUUGAUUGGGUUAUUAAGAUUUGUUUGACUACAUUUAAAAAUGUUGAAUCGUUAACAGUUCGAUUGGCAUACGAUUCAGAAAACAAGAAUGAUGCAAAUUGGAUUUGUGAAAUGAAAGGACAAUAUAAAAUUUUGAGACAAUCUGGAGCUGGAAAUCAUUUGAGCCGUAAGAAUGAAGCGUGCUAUCACAAAGAAAUGUUCAUUUCACACGGAUUAAGGAUGAUAAAAUGGAAAGAUUUUUUAUCCGAAUCAGAAUCAUACAUUAAAGAUAAUGCAGUUAUUGUUGAAAUCGACUUCAACUUUCGAUAUUAUGAUUUCUCUAAGAACAUUGAAAACAUUACUGAUAUGAUUGUAACUGUGAAUGAUACAGAAUUUCAUCUGAAUAAAUGGGCGAUGGCCUCAAGAUCAGAUUAUUUUCAAAAUCUAAUUAUGAACACGAAACCAGCUGCAAUGGAAAAAGUAAAACUGGAAGAUAUCACAACUGGCCAAUUCUGUUUGCUGUUGGCAUCAUUCUACCCAUUCUUCAAUAUUGUGUCUGGUAAUAUUUUCCAGAUUCUUCUUAGGUUGAGGAUUUUUUUUAAAUUUCCAUUCGUACAGGCAAAUAUCACAUAACUAUGAUGGAAGUUGCUCGAAAAUUUGGUGUUCCUUCACUUCAUCAAAAAAUCGAGCAAUAUUUGUUGAGCGAUACCAAAUUAAAGUUGAUUGAGAAAAUCAAAUAUGCUGAUGAAAAUGACUAUGAAGAACUUAUGGUAGGCAACAUUUUUGUAAAGACUCAAAUUCUUAAGUCAUAUUUUCAGGAAAAAUGCAUCGAAUCAUUGAAAACCGGAGUUUCUAUCAAAAAUUUGCAAACUGACGAGAUGUUUCAUCAAUUGAAAGAAACUACAAAGUGGAGAAUCAUGAAUCGCUUGUUGGACUUUUUCUAACUUCCUCUUACCGUUAUUUUUAAAUGUUAAUGUUGUUCUGAAAUAAAGUUUAUUUUUUACAUCUUCGUUUUAUUCGAUAAUUUUAAAAGGGUUCUUUACCCGGUAUAAUUAUCUCAAAGUUUUCAAUAUCUCAUAUUCGAAAAUAUUUUUUUAUUGCAGAAUGGACCCAGUUGUCAAUAAUGCGAAUAAAAUUAGAUGGAAGUUUGAUGAUAUCAAGAGUUUGACUGAAAAAUAUUUUGUAAGUGAUAAAUUCACGAUUGGUCCUGUUGAUUGGUGAGUUUCAAAACUUCUUAAGUUGCAACAUUUCUGAAGUUGAUUUCAGGAUUAUCAAAGUGGCGAAAGAAGUCACGAAUGAAGUCGAACAUCUUUCUGCUUAUCUUCAUUUCAUUUCAGCUAACAAAAAUGAUAAAAAUUGGUUAUGUCAAGUAGAUGGAAGAUUCAAGUUACUCAAACAAGAUGGAGCUGGAGAACAUAAAAUCGGAAAGUUAGAAACGUGUUAUCACAAGGGCUUAUUUUUGUCAUAUGGUUCUGAUAUUUUGAAAUGGGCUGAUUUGCUAUCAGACGGAAAUGGAUUUAUCAAAAAUGAUUCGAUUAUUGUUGAAGUCGAGUUUAAUGCUCGUUAUUUUGAUUUUUCCAAAAGAAUCGAUGGUUUUACUGAUAUCAUUGUCAACGUUGAUAAAACCGAUUUUCAUGUUAAUAAAGGGGUAACAGUUUUAUUCGUAAAUCAAUCAUAAAGGGAUGUUUUUAUUUAGCUUCUCUGUUCAAAAUCCCAUUAUUUUUAUGAUUUAUUGGUCGAUAAGAGAUGUCAAGAAAGUUCUAUUGAGUUGUCUGAUCUGACAACUUUUGAAUUUUGCAAUAUUGUCGCAAACACAUCCCGAUUUUAUGGUGACUAUCUUGAUGUUAAACUUGAUGCACAAAACAUGGAUUUGAUCGAACUCGCGAAAAAAUACGGUGUUCCAUCACUUCAUCAAAAAUGCGAACAAUAUUUGAUCUCGAAAAAACCGAAGCUUGAAUUGAUUGAAAAAUUAAAAUAUGCAGAUGCAAAUGAUUACGAAGAACUUAUGGUAUGUUUAUGGGACAAUUCACGAAGUUUCGAAACGUCAAGAAACUUGUUUCACACUAAACACAAAUUAAGUUUUGCGGCAUUUUGUACCACGUUUUUUGAUGUUUUGAAACUUCAUCAAAGUUUUUCUCUGAUUACUCCAAUUUUUUAUUUCAGACUACGUGCAUCGAGUCUUUGGAAACCGGAGUUAAAAUCAAAAAUUUGCAAGCCGAUGCGAGAUUUGUUGGAUUGAAAGAAGCUACAAAGUUGAGAAUCAUGAAUCGUUUGCUGGAUUUUUUCUAA
Molecule: messenger RNA, 2373 nt
Organism: Caenorhabditis angaria
Lineage: Eukaryota; Metazoa; Nematoda; Chromadorea; Rhabditida; Rhabditidae
Source: the annotation of a GenBank genome assembly